CCCUGUCCAUGGAAGAGGCCAAAGACAUAGUGUGGAGUGAGAUGAUCACGCGCAAGUGCGAUACUAUGUCGGGCGAGAACAAUCCCUUUCAACCGGCCCUUCGCAAUCGCAUCACCAAAGACUCGCUGUUUGUGCUCACAGACUUCACGGCCAGACAGAAACAAGACGCCGUGGAAGCACGUCUGCACGGCCUGCGUAAACGCUACGCCUACAUAGCUGACCUGUACUGGACCCGUUGUGCACUGGCAGCGAUUGUCAAAAGUGCUACAUCGCAUCACUUUGAGAAUGAAAGCGGUCUCCGCGGUGUUCUGGGCAAAGUGGAUCGUCUGGUUGAGCUGGCUCUGACCAACGCAGAUCACGGGCCCAGUGUGCUGGAGAGUUUGGCGUUGCAACGGUGUUUGGGACAUGACAGCAACCGAACAAUUAUUCUGUAUGAAAGCCCUCGUAGGAACUUGAAGAGUGAAGUCCAGGCUUACCAG
Molecule: messenger RNA, 479 nt
Organism: Sphaeroforma arctica JP610
Lineage: Eukaryota; Ichthyosporea; Ichthyophonida
Exons: 3
Source: RefSeq, a predicted model, not a curated record